Molecule: messenger RNA, 2394 nt
Organism: Monascus purpureus
Lineage: Eukaryota; Fungi; Ascomycota; Eurotiomycetes; Eurotiales; Aspergillaceae
Source: the annotation of a GenBank genome assembly
AUGGAUAACCGCGGUUCCCUCGUAUUCUUCCUCAUCGCGAUAUAUCUUCUCCUCAACACCCAAACCCGUCCUCCGCUGAUCGAUCAGGAUCGAGAACAUCAGCUGGAAGUUUCCAGGGAGCGGCAGGCUCUUGGUUUGCUAAAUGAAUCGAGUUAUGGGGAUUUCCAGCCAUGGUCUGGAAAAUGGCUUCCUUUUACAGGAUUGAGGAGUAACGAUAGCUUUGCGUGGGAUGCUCUGCCGGAGGUCCAGAACAGGGCGCGUCACCAACUGCAGUCUGUUCUUCUAAAUGCCGGCUUAGAACCACCGGCGGCUCUGGAAGGCUCCAACACCUCCGAACCGUUGAAUAUUACUCAAUACCCUCUCCCUGUCUACCGCAAUGUAACAGGACGGCUACGAGGCGACUGGAUCCGGCAGGAGGAUGUCAGCAUUCAGCCUCGGCUCAAUAUGACGGCCCUCGCCCUGGAGAAUGACUAUAUCACCCAUGAUUUUAGUCUAAACAUUACCGGCGAUAGUGGGACUUUCUAUCUGGACAUGUUUGAAGGUUGCGGCGAAGAGGUUUGGAUUGGCGAUGGUCACAUUCGGGAGAUUAAGGGAAGUUUGGCCGUGGAGAGCAACAAUGUUCUUGGGAGCACAUGGUAUCUCUCCUUGUAUGGAGUACACUUCCCGGAAACAGGGGGUAUUAUCCUCACUACGUCGAGCGAGAAAUUUGGCGGGCUCUUCUCAUUGCCACACCUCGCACUGUCACAAGACAGCUUCGACCUCUCCCAUCAGCUCCUCCUCAAAUCACUAUCAGACGCAAUAUCUGAGGAAGAGAAUAUCCCAGAACCUCUUUUCCCCUGGUCAUCUAUAACUGGAUCUGAAAUGGCAGAGUUCCCUGCUCCGAAAUGCGAGCACAUAGUAUAUCUGCAGCAACACCCGGUCAUGGUUGAAACCCAUUUGGCGGACAAGAUAGUUCUUGAACAGAUAGAACAAGAGAUCAGGUAUCCUACGGGGGCGCCGAUACCGUCACCACCUAACAUGGUCAUGUCAGCAGUCAUGUUUUCGCCUGAUUGCGGGUAUAUCCUCGAAACCAAAGGCGCCCCUGAUUACCCCCCUUCAGAAGUGCUGUACCUAUCCGGCAUGAAGAAAGAGCAAUUCAUCAAAUAUGCCGUACGGCUGAUAUUUUUAAUUUGCGCCGUAUUUUCUGCUCAAAUCAGUCUUCUUUUCAGGCAGAUGAAAGAAGCCUCUACGCCGUCCACGAAAAGCCGAAUCAGCUUUUAUACACUUGCUAUGAUGGCAUUUGGAGAUGCGUUUAUACUCAUAUUUAUUCUCUUGGAAUUAUAUUCCGAAGCUUCCUUCCUAAUCCUAGCAGCAACCUCGUUUCUUGCCUUCCUUUCGGUCAGUUACCUGGGGAUGAAGUUUAUGAUGGAAAUCUGGGCAGUUCAAGCGCCUGAGAGAAGAGAGCAGGACCGUCAAACUAGCUCGCAAACUUCGGCCGCCCGCCAAAGGACUCUGCCUCUCCCUGCAACUGCAGGAAGAGACACAGGUGCAACGCCAAUUAUUAUUUCCCCUGAUCAAGACACUCCGGCUGACGAGGACACACCCGCCAACCGUGAUUCUGCGCAAAGAGACCCACGGAGCGAUGUUGGAGCUAUGUAUGCCAGGUUUUACUUUAUCCUUUUGGUGUCGAUCUUUGUCUCUCUUUGGGCUUUCCUCUGGCCUAACCGGCUAGGAGCGUUGUAUGCGCGUACUCUCGGGUUUAUCUACCUUUCAUUCUGGUUCCCACAGAUUUACCGUAACGUCAUGCGUAACUGCCGCAAGGCAUUGCGGUGGGACUUUGUGGUUGGACAGAGCAUUCUUCGUCUGUUCCCUUUCAUAUACUUCUUCACAAUACAAGACAAUGUACUAUUCAUCCGGUCGGACUCGACUACCGCCUACACGAUGCUGGGAUGGGUCUGGAUACAGGUUUGGGUAUUAGUCAGCCAGGACAUACUCGGACCGCGUUUCUUUGUUCCCAGGGGAUGGGCACCACCAGCAUACGAUUACCACCCGGUUUUGCGAGAUACUGCUGAGUCGGAUAGAGAUCUCGAGUCUGGCGUUUUGUCUAUCGGUGCCCUUCGGGCCGAUGAACGAGAUCCAAGUGAAGUUAAGGAUCAGGAUAAGCAGCGGUCGAAGGAUAGAAAGAGGAAGAUCUUUGAUUGCGCUAUUUGCAUGCAGGAGAUCGAAGUUCCGGUUCUUGCAGCGCCGGGGGCCGCAGGGGGGAGUAGCAUGGCAGAUGGUGCUACUAGCAUCCUCAGUCGUCGGGCGUAUAUGGUGACCCCUUGUCGACACAUUUUCCACAGCACCUGUCUCGAAAGUUGGAUGAGAUUGAGACUACAAUGCCCGAUUUGCCGCGAAUCAAUACCCCCUGUAUGA